Medicago truncatula (barrel medic) is the source of this 437-nucleotide messenger RNA. RefSeq names its product cysteine proteinase inhibitor 5. The transcript has a single exon. The coding region runs from base 62 to 412 and encodes 116 amino acids. Gene Ontology annotation, molecular function: cysteine-type endopeptidase inhibitor activity. NCBI's taxonomy places the organism in Eukaryota, Viridiplantae, Streptophyta, Magnoliopsida, Fabales, Fabaceae. The record is from RefSeq and is a predicted model, not a curated record.
UCUAAGGCUAACUCACACCAUCGUGAUUUCUGAAACAUAAAACGAUAAUAAUAUAAACAUCAUGAGAUUCCAAUCCCUUGUUCCUGUCCUCCUUGUUUUGUUGGCUUAUGUGGCUAGGAUUCAAGCUAUAGAGGAUGGUUAUUCCCCCAUUGGCAACAUCAAUGAUCCACAUGUGAUCGAAAUCGCUAAUUUUGCUGUGACCGAGUUCGACAAGAAAUCAGGAGCAACGAUUAAGUUCGAGAAGAUCAUCAAAGGUGAAUCACAAAUUGUUCAUGGGACCAACUACCGCCUCACCUUUUCUGCCAAAAUAGAUUCACUUACUAAGGUUUAUGAAGCUAUUGUGUAUGAGAACAAAAGCACAAGGAAACUCACUUCCUUUCGACUUGUUGCCUUUGGACUUGUUCAUGCUUAAUUAUUAAAUGUUGCUUAUUAUGUGA